Messenger RNA from Plenodomus lingam JN3, 702 nucleotides. RefSeq names its product 40S ribosomal uS13 domain-containing protein (gene RPS18). Gene Ontology annotation, molecular function: structural constituent of ribosome; RNA binding. Lineage: Eukaryota; Fungi; Ascomycota; Dothideomycetes; Pleosporales; Leptosphaeriaceae. The record is from RefSeq and is a predicted model, not a curated record. Gene Ontology annotation, cellular component: ribosome; small ribosomal subunit; cytosol. Gene Ontology annotation, biological process: translation.
AUGACAUGCAGAUCAAUAUCACGAGUGGCAGCAGGCACAGCCUCCUCUAUCAUACUGUUGUUGCGCACUUGGAAUUUCAAGAGUAACCAAAAGAGGCGAGCCAAGGCAGCAUAUGCCAUGAAGACGUUGACGUUGUUAAUGGUGCCGAACAGACGCACGCUUAGCGAGCCCUUCGAAAUUCGCUCGAUACGGUCCACUGAAGCAACGACAACAACACAUCGACAAGCCGCCAUCAUGUCGCUCGUCUCCGGAGAGAAGUCGAACUUCCAAUACAUCAUCCGUUUGUUGAACACGAACGUCGAUGGCAAGCAGAAGGUCAUGUACGCCUUGACCAAGAUUACGGGUGUCGGUCGCCGAUACUCCAACUUGGUCUGCAAGAAGGCCGAUGUCGAUCUCAGCAAGCGCGCUGGUGACCUCACCUCCGAAGAGCUUGAGCGUCUCGUUACUAUUAUCCAGAACCCUCUGCAGUACAAGAUCCCCGCCUGGUUCCUCAACAGGCAGCGUGAUAUCGUCGAUGGCAAGAACAGCCAGAUCCUUGCCAACGGUGUCGCCUCCAAGCUCCGUGACGAUCUCGAGCGCUUGAAGAAGAUCCGCGCUCACCGUGGUCUCCGUCACUACUGGGGCCUCCGUGUCCGUGGUCAGCACUCCAAGACCACUGGUCGCCGCGGCCGAACUGUCGGUGUGUCCAAGAAGAAGGGUUAA